Penicillium manginii is the source of this 2772-nucleotide messenger RNA. Its product is annotated as mRNA-binding protein PUF3. Gene Ontology annotation, molecular function: mRNA 3'-UTR binding. The record is from RefSeq and is a predicted model, not a curated record. The coding region runs from base 1 to 2772 and encodes 923 amino acids. Gene Ontology annotation, biological process: nuclear-transcribed mRNA catabolic process, deadenylation-dependent decay. NCBI's taxonomy places the organism in Eukaryota, Fungi, Ascomycota, Eurotiomycetes, Eurotiales, Aspergillaceae. The transcript has 3 exons. Gene Ontology annotation, cellular component: cytoplasm.
AUGGCUGCCAAUGCAAGCAGCGUACACAACGUGAGUGGGACAGGUCGCGAGGAGCUGCAGACACAGCAGCAGCGAUCGGACACGCCACUGACGCAGAGCCUACAGGUCCGCUCCGGCCGAUCCAACAUGAAUUCAUCUGCGAUGAACAAUGACCGCGCACGCGGCUCUCAUGGCAACAAUGCGGGGAAGAGUUUCGGUGCUGGCAAGUCCAGCUGGCAGAACAACAUCUGGGGCGACUCCAAUCUCGGAGGUGGAUUUGCAGAUGAUCAACACAUUAGCGAGACCGCGUUUGAAGGAAAGUCGGGCUCUGGCUCCCUCCUAUCGUCAUCCGAAUCUGAUGGCUGGGUGGGACGCCCUAACCUGCCUUGGAGUACCGUGAACACCUCAUCCCUGGCGAUGGGCCAGAACCGAAGCAUGGCAACCUCUCCGAUCGAGACUCGUGCGAACGACCGCAGUGCCCCGGCUCUGAACAACAAUGGCGACUCGGCUUCUUCAUAUUUCGCGCUGCCGCGCACUACUGGCAUCGGAACUUCUGCCGGCACAGUCAGCCACCGACCUUACUUGAACAACGGGGGCUCUGAGAGUGUUUCUCCAUCCGGAGAUGGCCUUCAAUUCGGUGGAUUUCCAGCCCUUCGCAAUGGUGAUGGGCGACGACAGAUGAGCACGACUGGUCUGGGCGGAAGUCCCGUUGGUGCUACCUUCCCUACGAAGGCUGGCUUUUCCCACCCGAUGGAUGGACAACGCCAGGAUGAUCUCGCUACCCCCAUGAACAUGUCCUCUCUCUCAGGUCUGCCCGACAGCAUGUCUCCCCCUCAGACGCGUACUGGACUCUCCCACAUCUCUUCCAACUCCGCUUCAUACGCUUCACAACGUCCUGUUCACGCUGCACGACCUUCCUUCUACUCUGACAACAACAGCAUCGACGGUCGCUAUGCUGGUGGCACGGUGGAUCUCAACGCGGGCUUGAACAAUCUACAGCUGAACGACGGAGGAUAUGCUGGUCAGAGUGCGGCCCAACGUCCUGCGUACAUUCCCCACGCUUCCUUCGAUGGAUCCCUUCCUCGCAAGUUCCAGAACAGUGAUGAAGCCGCCUACCACACAAUGGCAGCAUACGCCACUGAUGGUGCUCCGGACAUGAUCUACUCACGCUCCCGUGGUGGGGAGACCGGCUCCAUCUCUCCCUCGGAGUACGCUCGAAUGGACAGCCCGAUUUACGCUGGUGUCGAUGGUGCUCAGUACCGCAACUCUGGUGGCCGCGUUGGUGAAAGCCAAAUUGCGGCCUUCGAGCGUCGCAUGCGACUCCAGCAGGAAGAGCUCGCACAGAGUCAGGGCAAUGGCAUGCAGCGGAUGCAGAUGCCCCCUUCGUACGAUUACCAGGGAUACCAGGCGGCUCGUCUCAACGCGAUCCAAGGUUACUACACGAUGCCUGCCCUUGGUCUUGGUGCUGCUGCUAUGGUCAACCGUUCGCACCGUGAGCACGACCCCACACAGGUGGUUCGCAGCCCUCUGCUAGAGGAAUUCCGCGCGAACAGCAAGGGAAACAAGCGAUACGAACUCAAAGACAUCUACAAUCAUGUUGUUGAGUUCAGCGGUGACCAGCAUGGCUCGCGCUUCAUUCAGCAAAAGCUCGAAACUGCCAACAGCGACGAGAAGGAGCAAGUCUUCCGCGAGAUCCAGCCCAAUUGCUUGCAGUUGAUGACCGAUGUGUUUGGUAACUACGUGGUGCAGAAACUGUUCGAGCACGGCAAUCAGACCCAGAAGAAGAUUCUGGCUAACCAGAUGCGCGGCCACGUUCUCGCUCUGUCGACCCAGAUGUACGGAUGCCGUGUCGUUCAAAAGGCACUGGAACACAUCCUGACUGAUCAACAAGCGAUCAUGGUGAAGGAGCUUGAGAACCAUGUUCUCAAGUGUGUCCGAGACCAAAACGGCAACCAUGUCAUCCAGAAAGCCAUUGAGCGUGUCCCAUCUCACUAUGUGCAGUUCAUCAUCAACGCAUUCCGCGGCCAGGUGAACCGACUUGCGGCUCACCCCUACGGCUGCCGUGUUAUCCAGAGAAUGCUCGAGCAUUGCGAGGAAGUUGACCGAGAGUCCAUCCUUGGUGAACUGCACGCUUGCACAACUGCCCUCAUUCCGGACCAGUUCGGCAACUAUGUCAUCCAACAUGUCAUUGAGAACGGCGAUGAGAAGGACCGCAACCGCAUGAUCGUCAUUGUCAUGGGCCAGCUGAUGGCCUACUCCAAGCACAAGUUCGCUAGCAACGUCGUUGAGAAGAGUAUUGAGUUCGGCGAGGAGAGCCAGCGUCACCACAUCAUUUCAACGCUUACCUCGUCGCCCGACCGCAACGGCGAAAGCCCUCUGCUUGGCUUGAUGCGUGACCAAUAUGGCAACUAUGUCAUCCAGAAGGUCCUUGGUCAACUCAAGGGUGCCGAGCGCGAAGCCCUCAUCGACCAGAUUAAGCCCCUACUGAGCCAACUUAAGAAGUUCAGCUAUGGCAAGCAGAUAGUCGCGAUCGAGAAGCUCAUCUUCGACCCCAACAACCCGGCCACCGGCCCGCUCCCCCACACCACCUCGACGACUCCCCCCAACUCUCACAAAUCCUCUCCUCAGCCAUCCAAGCGCUCAAUUCCCAUGGAGCAGCCGCGGGCCUUUAAUACCGUUGACGACUCCCUUGAGUCGAAGGGGCUUGCUCACAGCACGGUGACUUCGGUUUCCAGUCCCGAGACAGGCAACACCGGUGUUGCGGUCCCGGUCGAUGUCACCAGUGCUCACUAA